AUGGCAGCUUCGGCAAGGAAACGGGAUGGCAGAAACGUCAGAGGAAGCUCAGCAACAGAAAAACUUGAUGAGAUUUUUAAUAAUUUUGUGGAUUGUAUGAAACCAUUUGUCUUAAAGUUGGCUAAGAAAUCUGGUAAUUUUUUACUUAUUUGGUAGAAAAUAGUAAGAUAGAAUAUGAUCUAUGUAUGUUCGGCCUGACUGGAAAGUUUGGAAAUUGCGUGCCGGAGAUUUUGAAAUUUUAAUAGUAAAUAUAUAGAAACCAUCAAAAUUAUGCAGCUAAUAGUGAUAUCUCCGCCACACGAUACAAACUUUCCACAAUGGAUGUUCAGACGAAACUUGUUCAAAGCGUUUGACAGGUUUUAAUCUGAUCAGCCAAUCGCGUUUAAUUUGCCUCAUGCUGAUUGUUUGAACUAAUUGCAACCGGUCCGCUCCAUACAGUGUAUAUCUGGACGGAAAUUGAAGAGCCAGUUUCGUUCUAUUGUUUUUGCCUGUGCGGUUAACACAAAGCUGAUGAUCAGUUCAUAAAACUGUAGUGUUAUUCCUUAAAUCGAUGUCAAAAUACAAAAUUUGUGUCUGACCGUGCAGAUAAAUACAAUAGAAACAGACUGGAACCGACGUCCAAUAGAGUCUCACUCCAAAUAAAUAUGAAGCUCAUCACUAUAUUAGGUCACUUCUAAUAUAUAUUCUGGUGUCAUUUACCACAAUUCAUCUAGUUUCGAUCAAAAUACCUUGUUUUAACCCUUUAAGUGGCAAUGCACCCUAUUUUAGUAUUUUAAUCUGUCUAAUGCCAAAGUAUUUUACUCUGUCUAACACCAGACGAUUUUACUCGUCAAGUGGAGAGUGCCGCCACUCAAUGGGUUAAAGAAAGAUUUAUUCUUAUAAUCUCUUCUAAUAAUUCUAAGCUUGUUGGAUUAGUAAUGUUUACAUAGUCGCUCUGUUCAUGAAUAUUUUGUUUACCAACGACAGUUGACAUUCAAAUUGCAAUUAUUAGUCAAUAAUCAUUGGUAAUAACUGUAUUGUUUGUGCAAUUAUGGGGAUAAUGUUUUGUGACCGUUAGUAAUUUGAAUGCUGGAAUAAAGUAGUUUGUAUUGUCAAAUUUUGUUCCAAAAUUACUCAACAUUAUGCCUUGGCUUUAUGUACCAACUCCAUGUAGCUCCGUGGACAGUAAAGGUAACUGUGUUCAAAUACUCCAGAAAUAAUUUACUAAAUAGCCUUUCUUAAGUCCAGUUUUACACCAUCAAAGUCUUUGUGAUCACAGUAGGAAUUUUGCAUAGCUAAAGUUUUGAAGGAUUUGUAAGAAGUGUUUGAAGGAACUGAGUUAGUUGUUAAUGCCAAGUCAGUUUGCUUCAAACAUUUCUUACAAAUCCUUCAAAUUUACCCAUGCAAAAUUCCUACUGUGAUCACAGAAACACAGCUCACAGAAACACAGCUCACAGAUAGUAUAAAUCAGGCUAAAGACUUCUUCUUUCACCAGAACGUCAAAGGAUUGCAAUGUGGAUCAAGAAACUUUGUGAACCUCCUGGCACUUCACUCUUGUCCAGGUGAAUGAUGCGUUUUUGAAGCUUUCAGAACCAUUUUCUAUAGACUUUUGUCCCGCUAGCGACUUCUUAUAUUGUAUUAUAUUGUUUCCCAUCAGGAAAAACAGGAACAUGUAUGCUCAAGUGUUGUUGGCGAUGUUGAAACGUGAUUUGAUUGAAGAACCGUUCUCUCAACAACCUGAAGCUGGGCCACUCCCCACCAUGCCUGCUUAUAUGGUGAGUCUGGGAAGUUGCUCAUGAAAAGAAACCCAAAGUGAAGUUAUUGUAUUUUUUCAAUUAUAUAAAAGAACAUGAUACUUCCGUUAAUAAACAAUUUUAUCAGUUAGGAAUUUAAAGUGUGGUUCAUACCAAAUUUAAGUUGAGCAAAUUUUUUUUUAAUCUUGGAAAUCUUCAACAAAAACAACAAUCGUAAUAAAAUUUUUAAAAAAUUUCCGGCUAAUUUUAGUCAUUUCUUCUCCACACAGUCCAUUUAUGCUGAUGAUCCGACAGUGCAGAGUUCUUUAUCCGAACAAGAAGUAAGUCUUCAUUGAGUAAUUGUUACAUUUGCUGAUAUCACUACAUGCGUCCAGAAAGCCUCACUCUCCUGAUUGCAACUCUUGGUUAACUAAUCUCACAUGCACAAAAACAAGGCUCUAUAGCCAAGGUUACAUACAUUCCUGAAGGGUAUAUUAUGAUAGUAUAUUAUAAAAUAACAUGUAUAUAAAGCGUGCUCUGAUUGGUCGAAACCUGUGUUUGGAUCAGGCCAUCCAAACACAGAAAUUUAAAGUGAAAGUUUUUUAAAGUGAAAUUUUAACCCGGAAAGUUGUUAUUUUAUGAAACUUCGGCGAGUGGUUUUGCAUGCUUUUCUUAACUCGAGCAACAUUCCCAAAUGUUUGGAUCAGGCUGUCCAAAAAUGGAAACCAUAAAGUAAUUGUAUAGUCAUAGAUUGUAUUCAAUUGUCCAGGUAGAGGACAUCAAUACACCCAGCUGGAUCAGAGGAGAACUUGAAAGCACAUCAGGUACCUUGACUAAAUACUUCACCAAAUAUUUUCCACUAAUGGCUUAAUUUGGUCUAGUAUCUUAUCAUUGAUCAAUUUUAGACAGCUAUCAAGAUGAUUCUCAGCACGAAAGAAAUCAUUCAAGAAGAUCAUCUUCAAAUAGGAGGUUUGUUUGUCUGCAUUAUCAUCCAGGGUUCACACAAAACUUGAAAAUCCUUGAAUUUGGAAACAAAAAUGCAAGGCCUUGAAUGUCCUUGAGUUUAUAAAGAAGUGCUUGAAAGUCCUUAAAUUGUUCUUGCUUUAGUGGAUAUUUUCUGAAAUUGUUUGGCAUUAAGAAUUGAACAUUUUGUAAAUUGAUUUUGUUCAUGUCUUACAAAAGCCAAAGCUGUUUGACAUUCCGAUUAAAGUUGCCGUUUGAACAGUUUAAAGUCACUUUUUACUGAUUUCUAACACCUUUUCAGCCCUUCGUCUUUGAAUUUCCUGAUACAUGGCCUUGAAACGUCCUUGAAAAGUCUUUGAAUUAAACUCUUCCUGGCUUGUAUGUACGAAACCUGAUUAUCAUUUCACUAAUUCACACCGUAAAUGAUAUAGUUGGCAGGCCAUGCUACCCACCCACCCCUGGAACCACCACUCCCCCCCCCACUCCACCCCAAACUCCCCACUUUAUCAUUGUACAGUAACUUCCUCUUCAAAACCUUCAACAUAUAGGACUCCAGUAUAUGAAAGUCCUUGACAUAGUAAAUUAUAUAGUUGCCAGGUCCUUACUCCACCCCAAACUCUCCACUCUAUCAUCAUACAGUAACUUCCUCUAAAAAAACCUUCAACAUAUAGGACUCCAGUAUAUGAAAGUCCUUGACAUAGUAAAUUAUAUAGUUGCCAGAUCACCCCCCCCCCCCACUCCACCCCAAACUCCCCACUCUAUCAUCAUACAGUAACUUCCUCUAAAAAAACCUUCAACAUAUAGGACUCCAGUCUAUGAAAGUCAGGGAGAUGAAAACAGUUUGGGAUCGUCUUAUAGCGGCAGUUUACGAAAUCAUUCAACUGCUUCAGACAAUGGUGAACUUGCACGUUCACCCUACCAAGCAAAGAGAAUCUCCGGUGGAAAAGUCAGAUACGAGCCUGUUUAUCUUCGAGAGAUCUUGAACAGUGAUUUGGGAUAUCCUACCUCAACGCCGGUGAGUGCAGUAGGGCAUUAAAUUGUAUUACAUUUGUAAGCAUAUGAAAGAACACAUUUUUCUUUAUGAUUAGACCAAGGCUGUAUCAAAGAUGAAUGGCGAACACAGCAGUUAUUUGUCACAAACCAGAGGUAUGAUUUGAUUUGAUGAAAACUAGAAAUAGAUAAAAUAGAACAUGAAGCAAAAAUCGAAGAGAGCUAA
This is a messenger RNA of Paramuricea clavata, 3891 nucleotides long. Lineage: Eukaryota; Metazoa; Cnidaria; Anthozoa; Malacalcyonacea; Plexauridae. The record is from the annotation of a GenBank genome assembly.